Molecule: messenger RNA, 2377 nt
Organism: Cajanus cajan (pigeon pea)
Lineage: Eukaryota; Viridiplantae; Streptophyta; Magnoliopsida; Fabales; Fabaceae
Source: RefSeq, a predicted model, not a curated record
AACUGAAGUUGCGUCCUUCAAAUCUUGCAACUCCCGUUGGUGCUCAUUUCGUCUUUUUCUCUCACUAAAAUUCUAGGGAGAGAGGGGUAGGAGAUCAGAGUGUUGAACAGUUGGUUUGAUGAAUGAAUCAUUCAUGAUUGAUCUCUCCUUUUGACUUUCCAAUUCAUGUUCCCAUUUUUCUUCCUUUGCUAAUUUCUCUUUCUGAAAUUUUGCUCCCUCCUCUAAAUUUGAUACUAUUCUUCAGUUUUUCACACGGGGGUUCACAUUGCAACAACAAAAUUCGACGGUUAAGUUUUUUAUUGUUCUCUGUUUGGUCGUAAUUGUGUGAAACAACAUGGUCGUGAGCACCAAAAGCACAUGAUCAACAAGGUGGGGUUUGCAAGGAGUUAUGUUCAUUGGAUUGGUGGCACAACAUUUUUCCAGAAUUGGCAUCAUCUUUGGAGGAUUUGUUUUCUAGUGAUCAUGGGUUGUGCAAGUUCAAAGCAAAAGCGAUGUCGGCGUUGCAGUGCUCCUUAUUCUCCUGCUCCGAGAAGCUACUCAAUGCACGUUCAUCACCCUCCUCAAGCAGAAGGUGAUAGCUACCAUGUGGUGGCACUCACCUCCACAACACUUGGCACUCUCAAACUCAAUUCCCCUGCUUCAACUCAAAACCUUGGUGUGAAUUGUGACCAUGAUUUCAAGCACUCCAAUGGCAAGGUUGGUAACGCUGAAAGCUUCAGGUUUGAUAGUGAGAGUUUUGUUGUCCAAAGGCCAAAGGAGAAGGAGAGGAAGAGUGAAGCAUUGGAGAAAGAGAAAAAAGAAGAGUUCUCAAUGGGGCUGAUUGAGGCCAAGACUUGGUCCAACAUGAUUGAGCAAAAGUUGCCAAAAGUUUUCCCCAAGACCCCAAUCAGAACACCACCUGGUGAGCCUGAGACAAUCAUCAACACAUGGGAACUCAUGGAAGGCCUCGAAGACACCACACCUUUUCGAUCACCGUGCCACUUCCGAAGCUUCUCUUUUGAUGCCAAUGGUGAUGAUGUUGGUUGUGAAGUUGAUGUUGAUGUUGAUCCACCCAAGAUGAGUGUUGUUGCUCCUCCAAAACCCAUGUGGCUUCUCAUGACUGAGGAGGAAUCAAGACUCAACCCUGCAGUCUCAGAUUUUGAUCCUGAGGUGAUUUCCUCAUUCAGGAAGUCCUUGCAACAGCUCUCUCCAAGUGAUGAAGAGAAGCAACGGACUAGAAAGGAGUUUCCGUUUGAGGAAAAGAAAACAAAAGGUGAUGAUGAUGAAGAAGAUAAUGUUGAUGUUGCGGAUGAUGUUCAUGUCGAUGAUUCAUGUGGGAAGGAGAAGGUGGUGUUGUAUUUCACUAGCUUGCGUGGAGUGCGAAAGACUUAUGAGGAUUGCUGCCAAGUGAGGAUGAUUCUGAAAGGGGUGGGAGUGAGGGUGGAUGAGAGAGAUGUGUCCAUGCAUUCAGGGUUUAAAGAGGAGCUUAGAGAGCUUUUGGGUGAUUGGUAUGGUGGGGGAGGAUUGCCAAGAGUGUUUGUUGGGGGGAAUUACAUUGGUGGAGCUGAGGAAAUUCAGAAGCUGCAUGAGGAUGGGAAGCUUGAAAAACUUUUAGGUUGUUGUGAGAAGAUUGAGGAUAGUGUUGGAGGUGAUGGAGGGGGAGUUUGUGAGGCUUGUGGGGAUAUAAGGUUUGUCCCUUGUGAAACAUGUUGUGGAAGUUGUAAAAUUUACUAUGAAGGUGAUGAAGAUGAAGAAGAAGAAUUUGUUGAUGGUGAGGUGGGAGAGUUUGGUUUCCAACGUUGCCCUGAUUGCAAUGAAAAUGGACUAAUUCGUUGCCCCAUAUGUUGCUUUUAGUUCCCAAUUCACUUAACAGAGGUACUGAAAAACCAAUUUUUUUGAGUUUUGUUCUUCAUGGGAUUUUGUAUUUUGUGAGAUUUUGUUGUACAGUCAAGUUUUUUUUUUAAGUGCUUGAUACUAGUGAAGAGUGAAUAACGUGUUCUAAUCACUCCCCCUGCAUAAUCAAUGCAGCUUGCUACAUAGUGUAUACCUUUUCAUUUUGAUUUUGUACACAAUUGCCUUUCUUGUAAAAUCAAGAAGAAAUGCAAAAGAGAAUUAUCAUGUUAGCUGGUAUCAUUUGUAUUAUUUCUCUUCAUAACGUGUCCUCCUUUUUAGUAUUCAAAAUUGUGAUGUUAGAAAGUUGUUGCAUUGGGGGCUUGAAGCUUUCUAGGCCUAGAGUUGAACCUGUGCUGAGCUAAUUACAGAAUGCACUUAGAGGCUAGGGUUUAUGAGCUCAAUGCAACUACCAUGCUUAUCAUCUUUAUGUUAUCAAAUGUUGACCACUACACGAGUUAAGACCAUUGGUGGUUAGCACGGCUUUUCUAGCCCCUGAUUUUCUAUU